This is a messenger RNA of Fimicolochytrium jonesii, 1106 nucleotides long. RefSeq lists its product as uncharacterized. The transcript has 3 exons. Bases 223 to 1008 code for a protein of 261 amino acids. Lineage: Eukaryota; Fungi; Chytridiomycota; Chytridiomycetes; Spizellomycetales; Powellomycetaceae. The record is from RefSeq and is a predicted model, not a curated record.
ACUGGAGUGACUGGACGAUACCCAACCGCGCCGUUUAGUCCGUGAACGCGGACCGCACGGAACGUAUGAGAUGGACAGAUGCGAUAGACUAGAGGAACGCACACACGAGGCGGAUGCAUUAAACCGCAUUCCCAACGGACACCGGUCUAAUCAGAGUUAGGCCCGAAGGUGCUGCUGCUGUGCAUAUCUCUAGAAGAUGUAGACUCGGACAAGGCAUAUCCCAUGUUCAUCAUCGGGCCCCGUGCCUUCCUUUCUUCUUUAGCCGAGGGUCUUCACAUACCGAAGAAGGAUUUGCGACCUCUGCAUCUAGCGGAACGACGCGCCUCUGCCUUUUAUGCAUUUCGAUUGGAUUGGGCUUUCACUGCUCGCAAUUUCGUUACGUACGUAGGGCACUUCACGAAGGGAGACACUGCGCCCCGGUAUACCUUUUUCUCCUUUUCCAUAACGACCAAACGGCCCAACACUGCGAUAAUGCCCUCCAUCGACCCCCAGUCGGUCUACGACAUGCUCAAGAACACCAGAUCAUCACCCGCCGUCGAACCAGAGUUCCUACGGGACGGCGCGUCAGAGACUACCGGAAAGCACCAACAGCAGUCGCAGCCGUUCCAUCGACCAUUCCCUUAUGCGACGACACCGGACCUUGUUGAUCAGCUGACAGUGGGAGGCGCUGUGUCGACGGCGGCCGGGGUGUACCAGGGGACGGUGGGCAAUAGGAUGCCGGCGAUAGCUGUGGCUGGAGCUGGGGUGGGAAUGACGCCGCGGCAGUUGAAGACGAAGUAUCAGUUGAUGAGGCGGAGAACCGAGGAGGGACAAGGUCGGACACCUUCACCACCGUCAACGCCAUUCUCCGGAGGUGGAUCGGCAGGACCGAGCAGAUUUUAUACGCCCUUCACGCCUUCUGUUGCCAGAACAUUGCAUUUCAAAGCACCGUCGGAGGUUGUCUCAUCCCGUUACGACGACCGUGUCAUUGUGCAGGAGGACCACUCUGUGAAGAUUCCCAACUUUUGACCAGUUUUCUUCCAAUGUAAAUCGCUCUGUUGUGUCUACGACAUCGCAUGAAGAAUGCCAACUGUACAUUAAAAAAAGGCUGCCAUUCGAUAUGGAAC